AUGUAAAACAAUUAAAUCAUUUACUCUUAACCUUAAGAAAAAAGAUCAUUUUUGUCUCGAUUGUGUUCUUGCUUUGAAUAUUUCAAAAAGAAUCCUAAGCAAGAGAAUUAAUAUCAUCCAGAAAUAGAUAGUCCGAAAUCGUCAUUUAUUGUAUGAGACUGGGAUUUUAUAUAGGGUCAAAGGAAAAUAAUUGUUUUAGACUUAGAUGAAACAUUAGUACAUAGUUAAUUUUAGCACUUUGAUUCUUAUGAUUUGGCACUUGAUGUAAUUCAUAUAAUAGAAGUAGAUUGUGGUGUAAUCACAGAAUUUUAAAGUAUUUGUGAUUGUCCGUCCUGGAAUUAAGUAAUUCUUUGAUUAACUUAAUCAAUUCUAUGACAUAAUUUUGUGGACAGCUAGUUUAAAGGAGUAUGCCAUGCCAGUAAUGGACUAUAUUGAUCCAGAUAGGAAAGCCGUGGAAAGAUUAUUUAGAGAUAGUUGUACACCUUUCAAAAAUGGAUUAACUAAAGAUUUAACUAAAUUGGGGAGAGAUCUUAAAGACGUUGUGAUUGUUGAUGUAAGAAUAAUAUUGUUUCAAUAUUUAGAAUUCAGUUUUCUCUUUUAUUAUGAAUCCUGAGAAUGGGUUAUAGAUUAAGGAUUUUUUUUUUGAUAAAUUUGACAAGGAACUAGAAACAAUAUUGCCUUUUUUAAUUUGGAUUUCAUAAGUAUGGUGAUCAACUACUAAAUAAGUUGUCUGAUGUCAGACCAGUUUAAAUUCAAUAUGGAGAAUUUCAAAAAAAGAAGAGAUUAGAGAAGAAGAGUGAUGAAUAACAAAAUUUAUAUGGGAUAUCGAAAUCUGUAACGAUUUAGAGGAAGAAACUUAAUCGGAAGAGUCUGAUCAAGACAUUGACUGAGCAUGUGAUGGAGAGAGCUCGAGUAGGUAAGGAGGACACUAAUGAGAGUGAGAAGGAAACCUUUGAGAUGGGUAAUUGAUACUGAG
Messenger RNA from Paramecium octaurelia, 976 nucleotides. The record is from the annotation of a GenBank genome assembly. Lineage: Eukaryota; Ciliophora; Oligohymenophorea; Peniculida; Parameciidae.